Molecule: messenger RNA, 1049 nt
Organism: Poecilia latipinna (sailfin molly)
Lineage: Eukaryota; Metazoa; Chordata; Actinopteri; Cyprinodontiformes; Poeciliidae
Product: protein kinase C epsilon type-like
Exons: 2
Coding region: 235-522 (95 amino acids)
Biological process (GO): protein phosphorylation
Molecular function (GO): protein serine/threonine kinase activity; ATP binding
Source: RefSeq, a predicted model, not a curated record
AUGCUUCUGACUCUCCUUAGGUAAUUGUCUACAUUGCAGCUUUCUUUAGCAUUAAUGCUAAUAUUUAGCAUCAGAACACUUUAUUAAAAACCGGCAGGCCCCAGUUAAAUUUCUUCAGGAAUUUUCUAGUUUCUACAUACAUUGCAGUUUGUGCUGAUGCCACAAGAUGUUACUAAACCUUCCACGCUGCUCCUUUAAACUAAUGAUCCUCUGUCUCCUUGUGUUUGACAGUUCAUGACGAAGAGUCCAAACAAGCGUCUGGGCUGUGUGGCAGCACAAGGUUGUGAGGAUGCCAUCAAGCUCCAUCCGUUCUUCAGAGAAAUUGACUGGAUGCUGCUGGACCAGAGGAAGAUCAAGCCGCCGUUUAAACCUCGUAUUAAAACCAAAAGGGACGUCAAUAACUUUGACCAGGAUUUUACACGUGAAGAACCUGUCCUGACGCCCGUGGAUGACAGCAUCAUCAAGCAGAUCAACCAAGAUGAAUUCAAAGGAUUCUCGUACUUCGGAGAUGAAACAUCUUAGAUUGCCGACAUGUUGGAUCCCAAAUACCCCAGGAAUUAUACUAGACCAUUGUGUCUUCAUUAUGGAUCCUGUGUUUUUGUUUGUCCAUUCAUACGAACUAUAACUGUAUGCUUCAGCAGCAUGAGGCAGGUGUGUGCAUGCAUCUCCAAAGAGAUGCUCAUUCCUUCACACGAUGUGACGUGUCCUGUAUCUGUAAAGAAUGUUUUGUUUUUUUUCUCUUGAACGUGUCUGAAUGGCAAAGACAUGAAUGAAUAAUUACAUUUAAAGCAAAAAAAAAAAAAAAAAAUUUUUACUCCCUGAAAAAUGAAGCGAGGAAAGGCAGAGAAGUUGAUGUCUUACUUUUAAUCAAAGCAAGAAAGGAAAUGUUAGGAAGAGGCACCAAGUCUUCAACAUUUGCAUUGCUAAGCUUUAAUUUUAGCUUAGCAAUGCUUUAUUUGAAGCAAAGAAUGGAGAGAAAGCAGGCGUAUUAGGGCCAUCAUAUAUAGAAAAAAAAAUUUUAACUGUCCACCAAUAAACUCAGAAAUUAU